AUGGCAUCAGUGGCUUACUAUGAGCUGUAUCGUGGCAGCAGCCUCGGUCUGUCCCUUACUGAUACUCUCGAUGAUUUGAUCAACGAAGGCCGUAUCGAGCCUCAGCUGGCGAUGAAGAUUCUGGGAACCUUUGACAAGAUUGUCACUGAAGUCUUGGCGGACAAAGUCCGGGCCAGACUGACCUUCAAGGGCCAUCUCGAUACCUACCGGUUCUGCGACGAAGUCUGGACAUUCCUGAUCAAGGAUGUCUCAUUCAAGCUGGAUAAUCAGACGACUGUGACCGCGGACAAGGUGAAGAUCUCCGGAUCGCGACCUCACCCCCAGAUACCGGCCAGUCUCUCCCAGCAAGCGCGAUUUCUUCAGGUCCUCUCAAAGUCCGCCCACAUCCCCCCUCAGAAGCUGUCCUCCCGAGGAGCAUGCUACAGAUUUUUGAUCGAAGGCAUUAAGCACGAUGACGGUUGGGUUAUGGUGGAAGACGAGUUUUACGCCGUCGCGCAGACAUUCACCCAGCAUCUACAUCAUGCGGAGUACCUACGAUUGAGGAAAGAAGUAAAGGCUGCAAAUGCAGCCGGCUUGCAAGAAAUCGAAAGGCCUACAGAUGGCCGCACACCACUACCGAAGGAAGUUGAACGGAAAAGAGAAGCUGAGGCGCUAAAGGAGCGACAGAAAGCCGGGCUCGCGCAGAUAGGAGACGGAGGAGCCGACGAGAAAGAUGAGGAUGAGGAUGAUCAGAGAUGGGCUGGAACACAUCUCCAUGAUCUCAUGACAAGUCCACGGAGAAUACGAUCCUUGGCCGGUAUUCACUUGCCCAAGUCCACUACUAGAGCUGCUGCUGGAUUUGGACAGGCGUCUACUUUAGGCACUAGACGAGCCCGGGUGAACAGUAUUGGGAGCAUCACCGCCGAACCAAGGGAAGCAGAGAUCCAAAGCAUUGAUCUGGAUGAGGAGACGGCCUCGGGCUCGGAUGAUGAUAUCGAUCUUGAAUCUUUGCCUGUCGUGGUGCAACCGCCCAGGAGAAUAAAAGUUACACCCCAAAACGAUCAGGUCGAUGAUCAAACAACUCCCCGAGCUCCGCAGCGAUCGAAAAUACAAAGCACGUCUAUAUCAAAGCGAACACCAAGACCGACACAUGGGCGACCUAUUGCAGCGAACGCAUUUAAGUCCAGAGUCCAAUCGCUUUUUGAUGACCUCGAUGAACUGCCAGAGUCAUCUCGGGUAAAUACUUCUAUCUCUACUAAUACGAGAGAAUCCUCAACAAAACAAUCGUCUGUAACGGGCGGUGGAAACAAUUUAGAUCCAAAAAAAUCCCGACACAACGAAGUGCCCACCUUCUUGGUGUGA
Messenger RNA from Penicillium paradoxum, 1341 nucleotides. Its product is annotated as transcription initiation factor IIA subunit gamma. Gene Ontology annotation, molecular function: TBP-class protein binding; RNA polymerase II general transcription initiation factor activity. NCBI's taxonomy places the organism in Eukaryota, Fungi, Ascomycota, Eurotiomycetes, Eurotiales, Aspergillaceae. Gene Ontology annotation, cellular component: transcription factor TFIIA complex. The record is from RefSeq and is a predicted model, not a curated record. Gene Ontology annotation, biological process: transcription initiation at RNA polymerase II promoter; RNA polymerase II preinitiation complex assembly. The transcript has 6 exons. The coding region runs from base 1 to 1341 and encodes 446 amino acids.